Amoebophrya sp. A25 is the source of this 998-nucleotide messenger RNA. NCBI's taxonomy places the organism in Eukaryota, Dinophyceae, Syndiniales, Amoebophryaceae. The record is from the annotation of a GenBank genome assembly.
CGCACGAGUGACUGCGGGCGGCCAUCUAAAGAGAUUUGGGUUGGAGAGGUCAAGAAUGUUCAUGUUGAAGUAGACGAAAAGGAACACAAUGAGGAGGCUCCUCGUCCUGCAGCAGUUGAGGUUACAGAAUGGCACAAGGCCGGAGUCGAAUUGCCAUCCGCAAGGCAUUCAUUUGGUUGCUGUGUAACGCAGAGAGGAGUCUACAUUUUUGGCGGUCUCGAUGAACAAGAAAAUUUUCAGAACGAUGUCGUCUUUGUGCCCAAUCAGGCGCUCUUUACCCCAGAAGCUGCGACUUCCUGCUCUUCUGGUGCAAAUCCUAGUGCAUCCGCAUCACAAGCUGGUGUACAGACGCUCACGAGUUCGCUAAUGAGUAAACGCUGUCUUUCUCCAGAGUUGGGCGAACACAAAAACCUAGAGAGACCUCCUACAUCAAAUGCUGGCCUCUACAGCGCGCCUGCGAUUGCAUGCGCAUUGCACGGUCGAGAGGGCGCUCUGCUCGUCGGCGAUCCGAUGGUAUGCGACGCGGUGGACUCAGCAAUGCGAUUCCCCAUUUACUUUUUCGAUUUCGAUCGAAAAGAAAUCACGUUCGUGUUCGAUACGAAGAUCGCACCACUGGGUGGUGCCGAGGAGCACGCUGGCGAACUGCAAAAAAUACUUCAAAAGUCAAAGAGCUCAAACGAGACCGCUUCAAUCGAGACAACCCCAAGCAAUCGAGACUUCAACUUUCUGUUCUCUAACUACAGUGCUGCACUUCAUAUGUGUGCUGAAACAGGGCUGGUUGUUUUGCACAUUAUCGGAGGAGGGGGAAAUCUCUUCAGCUUCGGCACCCAUUUAAAUCGUUACCGCCUCGAAGUUGACCUCACUGAUUCCGGAGUAACUAUGAUCUAACAACUUGAACUUCUUUAAUAACACUCACAAGUUCUAUAACCAGAACCACCCUUCAAAAAUUCAUCAGCCAUCAUGCUUAACCAUGUUCAAACAUGAUAAUGACCUUCCCC